AAAGGAAAAAAGAGAUAAGGGAAGGGAACGGUAUGGCCGCCCCUAGGUACGGUGGAGGGAGGGCUUUAUUACAGAUAUUUAGGAGAGCAUAGCCAGAGGCGGGCACAUCUGGGAGCCUCCAGAGUGGUCUGACUGAACCGCUGGGAGGGGGGAAGGGAAGGAAGAACACAGGAAAUACAGUAGGCAGGAGGCCAAAGGUACCAAAGGAGAGCGGGUAACUAAAAUAAUUGGAUUAUAUAAGGAAAAGCCUGUGCGCGAAGGGCAGCCCAGCCCAGCCCCUGGGCUAGAGAGUUCUGGGGAGAGGGUAGGUUGUGUCAAACUGAACCCUGUAACUGGUCUGCUUUGAUAUGUUAAAUAGGCACCUCUCCUGCCUGCUCCGGGUUUGAAACUUAACACCCAGCAUGUGGGAAGGUAGACAAAGGGCUGGACUGUGGGAACCAGGUCUGAAUGGAGCGGCUGAGCUUCCAGAUGGAGGGAGAGUUUAUCUCUGUUUUGAUGACAUUAUUACAGACGCCCUCACCUACUACUAGAAGCAGAUAGGGAGGUUCUAAGGUUGAGAAGGGGGUGUCAGAGUCUAAUCACAGGCUCUUGUAGGUGCUAAGGCCAAUGUGCCCGUCUCAGGCUUCCCAAGCCAGCCCUGCCUGAUCUAUCAUCUGCUAUAGGCCAAUCUGACCUUGGGGGGUGGGGGUCUCAGUUUCUGACCCUAUAACCAAGGAAGGAGGAGGAGGAAAUCUAAAAGGCCGAGGGUCCAAGGAGCUGCCUCAGUGGGCGUCAGGGCAGCCUGGGCACAGCAAGCUAGGCAAUACUCCAGAGGAACUGCUCUGAAGAGAGUUGGCGUGGCUUAGACACUCUACUAUUGUGAAGAAACACCAUGACCCUGGCAACUCUUGUCAAAGAAAGCAUUUCAUUGGGGGCUUUCUUACAGUUUCAGAGGUUAGUCUAUGGUCAUGAUGGGGGGGACACAAUGGUGACGUACAUGCAGGCAAGAUGAUGGUGACAUAGGGGAGAGAGUUCUACAUACUGAAAGGGACCCUAUCCUUCGCACGGGCUUUCUAAACCUCAAAGCCCAUCCUCUGGUGACACACUUCUGUCAAGAAGGCCACACAACUCCCGAUUCUAAUCUUCAAACAGUGCCUCUGCCCUGACUAAGCAGUCACAUGCAUGAGCCUAUGGAGCAGGGGGCGUUCUUAUUCAAACCACCACCGGAUGUUCACAGCUUGCCGGGAGGCAGAGUUGGGGCUUAGGUAGGCUGAGGUACAAGAGCCGGAAGAGGGUAAAUGCCACUGCUUGGAAUACUUCCCCAUGCCCUUCCGCUUGCCCAAGUAGUCUGUCGGACUCGUCCAUCCAGCUUCCCUGCCUUAGCGCCGGGCUGUGCCUGUAGUGUGGUUUGGGUGGAGAGUGGGGACUUAGGGUAGAGGUAGGGCCAGCCCUGGGGAUCGUGAACCUGGAAAGGUAUACAACUGGGCGCGCAGUAUGCAUACACACUGCCUACGCAGACACAGGGCAAACAGUCUCAGGGAAGGAGGGGUUGGAUGGGAGACAGGCCUCCUCAGGACUGGCGAGGAUGCAGAGGAGCCCAUAUCAGCAAGAGCAGGCACUCGCAGAUGCACUCAGGAGGCUUCAGCUGCCUCACCCCAUUUGCCCCACACCCCAAGUAUUUCAAGUUCAGGGAUGACGACAGGAUCUGCCAACACCCAUUCUUAGGAUAUCUGGCUGUGUGGUCUAGCCCCACCCCUUACCUUGCUGGGGAGUCCUCGGAAUGAUGUAAACACUGCCCUGGACCCCUCCCCCAGGCAGCUGGGUUAAAGACCUUCCCCUUCGCCAUAGUCCACGAUCUCCAUGGACACUGGUGUGCAGAGCCAGACUAUGCAGUUCCAUUGGCUCCAGCAGCCUGGGCAGAAACCCUUCACAAGCCCAUGCUAGGAUAUCUCUGUGAUUGGACAGCCAACCACUGGCACAUGCUCAGACAGGCAUGCACGUAUAUGCCCACGCCACCACGCCUGUCUGUAGGCCCGCCUGUGGGCCCGCCCGGGGUCCAAUUCUAGGUCAGGUCUAGACACAGCUUCACUGGAAGAGUGGUGGCAGGUGCUGCUGGUAGGAACAUUAUGGCUGGGGGCGUGUGGGGUCGGGGCCGGGAUGGCCCUGUGGGCUCCCUGACUCUGACGGCUCUAGCAGAAGGAAUCCGGGCUAACCAGGGGCAGCCUGUGGGACCCUCUUCUACAGGCCCUCAGGCUGAGCCCCAGGAACUUGGCCACGAUGCUGAACCCUAUAUUCAAACACUCACCCCUGCCUUUGGGGCCCAGUCUGGGAAUGAAGUGGCUGCCCCCAUCGCGGGUAGUGAGAUCUGUUCCUUACACAAUGCCCAGGAGCCAGCCCCCGAGAGAUCACACCAGGCUUUCCAGUAUUCCUGGGAGGAAGGAACCCUUGCAGACCUUGCGUUGUAUACAGCUGCGUGUCUGGAGGAGGCUGGCUAUGCCGGGACCCAGGCAACAGCGCUCACUCUGUCCUCAGCCCUGGAAGCCCGGGGGCAGCGGCUGGAGGACCAGGUCCACGGUCUGGUGCGUGGGCUGCUCGCACAGGUGCCUAGCCUGGCAGAGGGGAGACCCCGGAGGGCAGCCCUACGGGUGCUGAGCGCACUGGCUCUGGAGCAUGCGCAGGACGUGGUGUGUGCGCUGCUACCCAGUUCACUACCCCCGGACCGGGCAGCCUCUGAGCUGUGGCGAAGCCUAAGCCGGAACCAGCGAGUAAACGGGCAGGUGCUGGUGCAACUGCUGUGGGCACUGAAGGGCGCGGCGGGUCCCGAGUCUGAGGCACUGGCAGCCACCCGCGCUCUCGGAGAGAUGCUGGCCGUCUCUGGCUGCGUGGGAGCCACUCGCGGCUUCUACCCUCACCUGCUGCUAGCGUUGGUCACACAGCUGCACGAGCUGGCUCAAGGCGCUCACUCCCCCGGGAGCCCUAGGGUUUGGGAACCUUUUCACCGAGGGCCACCUCACAGCCACGCCAGCUGCACAGUGGAGGCCUUAAAGGCCCUGCUCACAGGGGAUGGUGGCCGAAUGGUGGUCACGUGUAUGGAGCAAACAGGAGGCUGGAGGAGGCUGGUAGGAGCUCACACGCACCUGGAGGGUGUCCUGCUGCUGGCCAGUGCCAUGGUGGCGCAUGCCGAUCACCACCUGCGAGGCCUUUUUGCAGACUCGCUCCCCCGGCUACGAAGCGCCAACAACCCGCAACGCCUCACAGCUAUGGCCUUCUUUACUGGGCUGUUGCAGAGCCGGCCCACUGCACAGCUCUUACGUGAGGAAGUCAUCCUGGAGCUCCUUCGAACUUGGCAGGGUGACCCAGAGCCCACCGUGCGCUGGCUAGGCCUGCUUGGCCUCGGCCACCUUGCCAUGAAUCGCGGGAAGAUAAGGCACGUGAAUACGUUGCUGCCAGUCCUCCUAAGAGCGCUGGGCGAAGGUGAUGUGCGGCUCGUGGGCGCUGCUCUUGGCGCUCUACGGAGACUACUGCUGCAGCCCGGAGCACCCGUGAGACUCCUCAGCUCUGAGCUGCGACCACGCCUCCCGCCGCUACUGGAUGAUGCCCGGGACUCCGUCCGCGCUUCAGCGGUGGGACUCCUUGGAACACUGGUGCAGCGGGGCCAGCGGGGGCUCCGGUUGGGGCUCCGGGGACCCCUGAGGAAAUUGGUUCUGCAGAGUCUGGUGCCUCUCUUGCUGCGCCUACAUGACUCCAGUCAGGAUGCCGCUGAGAGCUCAGAGUGGACACUAGCCCGCUGUGAUCAGGCCCUUCGAUGGGGCCUGCUGGAGGAGAUGGUGACUGUGGCUCACUACGACAGCCCUGAGGCUCUGAGCCGCGUCUGCCACCGCCUGGUUCAGCGAUAUCCAAGCCAUGUUCAACAUUUCCUGAGUCAGACCCAGGGCUACCUGCGGAGCCCACAGGACACCUUGCGCCGGGCAGCCACUGUGCUAAUAGGUUUCCUGGUCUAUCAUACUAGCCCCAAAGGAGUCAGUCAGGACCUGUUGGACUCUCUGUUCCAGGACCUAGGACAGCUGCAGGGCGACCCGGAGUCUGCAGUUUCUUCGGCAGCGCACGUGUCUUCCCAGCAGGUGGCGCUGCUUGCCCGGGCGCAGGUCCAAACACGCAGCCCCAGCCUCUUCCGCUUCCUCCGCCACCAUUCAUACCCAACAAGGCCCCAUCCACUCUAUGACGACAGUCCAUUCCUGCGCCGGAGCCUCGCAGGCCGAUGGAGCUGCCUUGAACCUCGUUGAGCCAGUCCCGGUAUCCAGAUUUGUGGGCAUUAUCCAUGCUGUCGUCAGUCCCCACUAAAGCAGAACUGCAGAAGAGGCCUUACUGAAGGGUCACUGUGGGCCUGGUGCUGGCCACUGGCGCCCCUUGCCCUGUAACUAUUUUCCAUGGGCCCACGAUGUGAAAACUGUUGCGGAUGGCACACUCUACCUCAAGUGCCCUUUGUAGUCUUGGUCCAUCUAUUUAUUCUUUGCCAAGCCAGUCCGUCCACUCCCUGGAGUGUGCCCGUCCUAGCACUCAGUCUGCCUAGCCACAGCCUUAUGGCUUUCCCAGCACUCAUGGCUUUCCCAGCACUCCUGAUUUUCCUUCCUCUAUUCCCUACAGCUGUUCUGGCUUAUGUGCCCUUUGUUCAAGAGGCAUUGACCUGUUUUCCUGUCCGUGCCAGUCGUCCCUUUUUGGAUAACCAAGCCAUUUCCUAUCCCCACUCAUAUCAGAACCCACCCAUAUAAUGGUGUUUUCUAGACGGUGUCCCUAACAUUCCUUCAUGCUGGAGAGCCCAAGCCAGGGCUGCAGCCCGGGAUUGAAAUGUGGAAGCAAGCCUUCCACGCCCACCGGCCUGUGAAAGGAUGUGUCAUUCCCCAACGCCUUGUACAGGGCUUUACUGGGAUGGCAUAGCUGGACAGACAGGAAGAGUCAGCCACGGGGGUGCCCCCACCCCUCCAGGCUCUUGCGGAAGCGGCUUCCUCUACGUAGAAUGACUACCGUGGAAUGUCCUCAGGCUUCAGGGAGGCCUCCUUACAAACACAGGCCAUGCACAGUGUGGUGGUGAGUGGGGGGCUGUUUCCCCACACUGGGGUCUCUUGGAGACAAGCAUGGGACCCUAUUCACAUCUGCUUCCCUAGCACCUACAUGGAAGGUGUUCAAGCUAAACAUGACUACAAGGCAGGGCUUGAACACAUGUCCGAGAAAUUGGUCACGAUGACUUGGGCCUGGCAUGAGGUCUAGCUUGGUUUGAGGCAAGCAAAGCACUACACAGCAAGGCCAAAGUCAGGCUAGGGAGAGGGCUCAGUGGUUAAGAGCACUGCUGCUCUUACCGAGGAGGACGGGGAUUCUACUCCCUGUAUCCACAUGGCGGCUCACAACUCUCUGUAACUCCAGUCCUAGGGAACCCGAGGCCCUCCUUUGGCUUCCACAAGCAGUACAUGCACGUGGUGCAUAGACAUUCAGGCAAGAUACCCAUGCACAUAAAAUACUCCCUGCCCCUUUUAAGGGCUAAUGGCAGUCUGAAGGCAGGACUCCAAUUCCAGUAGCUUAGGGCAAAGGCUGGUCAGGGCCUGAAUGGGCUCAUCUUAUGGCAGAGAAACUGCCAAAGGGUUAGGGUCAUGACCUUAACAGCACCAGAGGUGGUGGAGCAGCUGAGACAGGAUCAUAAGUUCAAGCCAGCCUGGGCAAUUUAGUGAGACCUUGGGUGGUCUUAUUAUUGGAAUAUGCUUGGCCUAGGGAGUGGCACUAUUAGGAGGUGUGGCCUUGCUAUAGUAGGUGUGGCCUUCUGGUGGAAGUGAGUCACUGUACAGGCAGGUGGGCUUUGAGACCCUCCUCCUAGCUGCCUGAAAACAGUCUGCUCCUGGCUUUCUUUGGAUGAAGUUAUAGAACUCUCAGCUCCUCCUGCGUUAUGCCUGCCUGGACACCACUAUGCUCCCACCUUGGUGAUAAUGAAUUGAACCUCAGAACCUGUAAGCCAGCCCCAAUUAAAUG
Molecule: messenger RNA, 5994 nt
Organism: Apodemus sylvaticus (European woodmouse)
Lineage: Eukaryota; Metazoa; Chordata; Mammalia; Rodentia; Muridae
Gene: Mroh6
Product: maestro heat like repeat family member 6
Exons: 14
Coding region: 2106-4262 (718 amino acids)
Cellular component (GO): cytoplasm
Source: RefSeq, a predicted model, not a curated record